CAACGAUUUCCCAUUCAUAUAGUAUGCAGAAGAAAUCAGACCCUUGACCAGCCAACAUGGCACCGAGCACGAUGAAAGCAAUUCAAAUUCAACAGUUCAAUGAGCCGUAUCAUGUAUCCGAAGUGGUCGUUCCUCAACCAGAGCCACAUCAAGUAUUAGUGCGCGUCAAAGCUGCUGGUUUCUGUCAUACCGAUUUGAUGGCUCUAAACAAUGAAUUUGGAACCAAAUUACCCUUUAUUGGAUCUCAUGAGCCGGCGGGGAUAAUUGAGGAAGUUGGUUCUCGGGUCACGGGGUUUCAGAAAGGCGACCGUGUCGGCUGCAUCAACUUUGAUAGUGUUUGUGGAAAAUGUCCGGACUGUAAAGCUGGUCGUCCUAUCUAUUGCGAUGCCCCGAUGAUGAAGGGCAUCACUGCUGAUGGAGCCUGGGCUGAAUACAUGGUCGCCGAUGCUCGAUUCAUGAUAAAACUACCCGAUGAUAUGGAAUUUAAAGUGGCAGCACCUUUGAUGUGCGCCGGGAUUAGCAUCUACGGCGGCAUAGUCCGAGCCAACGUGCCCCAAGGUGGCUCAAUUGGCAUUGUUGGGAUUGGUGGAUUGGGCCAUAUCGGUACCCAAGUUGCCAAGUGCAUGGGCUACAAGGUCGCGGCAAUCGAUGUAAAGCAGUCAGCUCUGGAUGCAGUGGCGUCCUACGAACACAAGCCCGAUGUAUCCAUUUGGGCCACAGACCCAGUGGAAAUGUCCCAGGAAAAGAUUAACAAGGCUGUCCCUGGCGACUAUCCAGGACUCGAUGCGACCGUGCUAGCCACAGAUCAUCCAUCGGCCUUUGAAUUAGCGGCUGCUCUUACGCGGAAGCACGGUAAGAUGGUCUUGCUUGGUCAGCCUGAAAAGGGGAUCACCAUGUCAUAUCAGACGACUAUCUACAAAGAUAUAACGUUGGUGGGCUCCUUGAUCGCGGACACAGCUGAUGCGCAGGCGUUCAUCCAGUUGUUCCACGAGAACAAGCUGCACGUGGAAGUCAAGGAGUGGAAGCUGGAGCAGGCAGAGCAGAUGAGGCAGGAAUAUUUGGCCGGAAAGUCGAAUGGCAAGAAUGUCAUUGUCAUCGAUUGAAGAGUCUGAGUUUAAAAUGCAGAGUCUCGCUGGAAGAUACUAACCUGAACGCCAAUCUAGCUUCCUCCUGUUUUCCAGUCGCCGUGGGGCAAAGCAUAUUAGCUGACAGGAUGGCGUCGGAUGUGAGGAAGUAGCGGAUGCUUAAAAUAGCCACCACCACUACUAUUAUUUGUUGGGAGGAGACUCAGAUCGUGACGUUCUUGUCCAUAUUUUAGGAAUAGUGUCCCAAAAGUAUCGAGACGAAAGCUAUGCAAUAUGUAUCAUGGAAAGUCAUCAUUAGCAAUUCCAAUGAUGGAUUCAACCGUGGCGAGAAUUACAAGAUACAGUACGCUAUUCUGAGAUGUGCCUCUGCUCAGUGCUUCUCCCUAGCAAUAAGAAUCCGGUCAAAAAGUCCCGUCCCCUUAGGAAGGGGCACUGCAAUAUGCCCCUGGACGGAUGCUGCACGCACUAUCAACACACU
This is a messenger RNA of Aspergillus welwitschiae, 1563 nucleotides long. Its product is annotated as chaperonin 10-like protein. The transcript has 4 exons. Lineage: Eukaryota; Fungi; Ascomycota; Eurotiomycetes; Eurotiales; Aspergillaceae. The coding region runs from base 57 to 1103 and encodes 348 amino acids. The record is from RefSeq and is a predicted model, not a curated record. Gene Ontology annotation, molecular function: oxidoreductase activity.